Staurois parvus is the source of this 380-nucleotide messenger RNA. The record is from the annotation of a GenBank genome assembly. NCBI's taxonomy places the organism in Eukaryota, Metazoa, Chordata, Amphibia, Anura, Ranidae.
AAGCUGGUUCACGCAGAAUCUGGUGCAGCUGUGUAUGGUAGCCAAUCAGCUUCUAACAUCAGCUUGUUCAAUAAGCCCCGGUUCACAUAUAUGCUGCCGUGAGGGCAGCGUUUUGCACGGGCACGAGAGCCCAUUCAUUUGAAUGGACUCCUGUGCCCGUGACACACAGGGAAGAAGUCCCUGCACUUCUUCCAAAAACGCAGCCCACAUGGGAACCUCGGUUCCCAGUACGGUUGCGUUUUCCAGUGCAGGCGGUGUGCCAUUAGAACUACUGGCACCCACCCACAGGUCUGCAUUUCUUGUGUGGGUGGUGCGGCUGCAUGGAUUUUCCUGCGGAUCCGCAGCGGCACCACCCACACAGAUGUGAACCUAGCCUUAUU